AAUCGAUUCCAGACUCGGCAUCAAAGCUCUCACCAUGAACGUUUACAGAACACUUAUCACGUUGCUGCUGGUUUUGUGUGCUAAAGCUCAGCGUAUUAUCUACAGAAGAAAACCAAACUCACAUAAGCUAUUCAAAUAUCAAGAUCCAUCAUGUCGGGACACUGUGGCCAAUUGUAAAACAUUACAAAGUUACUCGUGGUGCUACAACUACAGAAACUAUAUGAUGAAAAGCUGCAGGAAAACUUGUGGAUGGUGUCCAAAGGUUACGUCCACAUGUAUCGAUCGUCAUCAAAAUUGUUGGUCCUGGGCCCGAAAAGRAGCAUGUCGGCGGAACUGGCAGUACAUGAGGACUAACUGUGCUCGCUCGUGUGGAUAUUGUCARCAAGUUGUCCAUGGUAAGUGGGGUUCGUGGAGUGUGUUCUCAAGGUGUUCAGCGACAUGUGGAGGAGGAAUACAAGUAAGAUAUCGUCAAUGUAACAAGCCAGCUCCUAAGAAUGGUGGACGAACAUGCCCUGGGGUCCCAAAGCAGACAAUAAAUUGUAAUACACAACCGUGUAACAAAGCGGUCRAUGGUAACUGGGGAGCCUGGGGACCAUAUACGUCAUGUUCCAAGACAUGUGGUACCGGUAGUAAGACCAAAACUCGUCGAUGCAACAACCCUGCCCCACAGCAUGGCGGGAAGAGUUGUGUAGGUGCCAGUCAGUACACCACCGCGUGUAAUCUCAGGAAUUGUGUGACAGUUGUAGAUGGUCAGUGGGGGAGCUGGAGCCUUACAUCGUGUAGCGUGACGUGUGGUAGUGGAGUACAAACCCGUUUGAGAAGGUGUGACAGCCCUCCUCCUAAAAAUGGUGGCAAGGCUUGUGUUGGCAAAUCACGUGAACAGACUGUUUGCACUCGUACGUCAUGUCCUAAAGUUAAGAUGCCUCUCCCACCGUUUACAUGCGGCAAGAGUACUUUAUCUCGCAUCGUAGGUGGUUCUGUUGGAAAGACCACCGAUUGGCCAUGGCAAGCCGGCUUAAAACGAGGCAACGACGACAAAAUAUUCUGUGGAGGUUCUCUAAUCAAUAGAGAGUGGGUAAUAACCGCUGCUCAUUGUAUUUACAGGCUCGAACCCAGUCGCACUGGGUGUGUCGCACCUGAGCCUCGACUACGCGUGAUUCUUGGAGAGUUUGACGUCGAUAAUAUCGAAGGCCAUGAAGUGACAAGAGAUGUUGCACAAGUUUGCAUGCAUCCCAARUAUCAGCAUCGUACGUUGGAUUAUGACAUCGCUCUUCUUCGACUUGCUGAUCCUAUCAUGAGAUUCAAUGAGCACGUCAAACCAGUAUGCAUGCCAUCGUCCAGCUAUGUUACACCUAUUGGCAAGAACUGUACAGUAACUGGCUUUGGGAGAGUUGGUGAAAACUCCAACUUAUCAAAGACACUCCUUCAAGCUACCAUCCCCAUCAAGCGACUAGACUAUUGUAAAAAACAAUACCCACUCAAACUUGUCACUCAUCGUAUGAUAUGCGCAGGAUAUGAAGGUGGAAACAUCGAUUCUUGCAAAGGAGACAGCGGUGGACCAUUUGUGUGCAAAGAUGGUUACAACUAUGUGUUAACAGGCGCGGUCAGUUGGGGUGUUGGCUGUGCGAGGGCUGGGAAUCCUGGGUUAUAUGCUAACAUYCGAUAUUUCAUGACAUGGAUUCAGACCACAAUGAAAACUACUUGAACACUUUUCAGCUCAUAGUUAAAAUAUKAUAUGUUCAAGAGUAAUAUUUUCAUUGAAUUGUAAAAUAACUAUGCUAAUCCCAAUGUUUACUAUGUACUAGUGCAUACUUGAACCUCGCGCUAGUGGUUCCUUUUUUAAAGUUAUUCGACAAACAUCUUUAUUCUUUGUAAAAAUCUAUAAAACCCUUAUGGCGAUCUGGCCGAGGAGCAAUACAUGCACAUGUUAUGAACGCAUAUCACCAAUAAAUUCAAAGUAUCUUUGUCA
Messenger RNA from Exaiptasia diaphana, 1969 nucleotides. Its product is annotated as plasminogen. Lineage: Eukaryota; Metazoa; Cnidaria; Anthozoa; Actiniaria; Aiptasiidae. Gene Ontology annotation, biological process: proteolysis. Gene Ontology annotation, molecular function: serine-type endopeptidase activity. The record is from RefSeq and is a predicted model, not a curated record.